Messenger RNA from Eruca vesicaria subsp. sativa (arugula), 909 nucleotides. The record is from the annotation of a GenBank genome assembly. Lineage: Eukaryota; Viridiplantae; Streptophyta; Magnoliopsida; Brassicales; Brassicaceae.
AUGGUUCGGUUCCACUUGGUCGACAUCUAUGUUCUCUUCAUGAUAAAUGCAUAUCGACCGGUGCUCAUCCGGUGUUCAUGCACAACUCCUCUGGUUCUGGGAAGCACGGCGUAUGAGGCGCGGGGUCGAGAUGCAGUUCAUUUAUUUGAUACUCAUAGAUGGGAAUAUGUAUAUCAUCUUGGACUCUUUAGGAUGGGACAUGUUGAAGUUGUUAAGUCAUUGAUAGGUAACGAUGCAAGCAUUGGGUUUGGUACUAAUAAAAAGGAACAAACAGUGGCUGUCAAAGGUAAACAAGAAGGGAUUGUUCUUGAAUUGGUGAGGCCUGAUCCUAAGGUCUUGAGUUUUGACGAUAAUAAAGGAAACACGCCAUUGCAUAUUGCUAUAAAGAAGAGCCGUACUAAGAUUAACCUCAAUUCUCUGAACAAGGCGGGAGAUACUGCACUUGAUAUAGCUGAAAAAAUUGGAAACGCAGAGCUUGCGUUGGCUUUGAAGAAAGCAGGAGCUGCUACAGCUAAAGAUCUUGGGAAGCCCCAGAACCCAGCUAAACAGCUUAAGCAAACGGUUAGAGACAUCAGACACGAGGUACAGUCUCAAAUCCAACAGUCUCGCCAAACAGGUGCUAAAGUUCAGAGGAUAGAAAAGAGACUCAAGAAGCUUCACAUUAACAGCCUGAACAACGCUAUAAACUCAGCAACAGUUGUAGCUGUCCUAAUAGCAACAGAUGCAUUUGCAGUCAUCUUCACUAUACCUGGACAAUAUGAAGAGGACAUAACAAACGGACCAUUGGUGUUAGUAGAAGCUAGGAUAGCUAACCAAGCCCCUUUCUUGCUAUUCUUUAUAUUCAACAGCUUGGCAGUGAAGCGUUGUUCGUAUCUUUGGUGGUUGUUAUGGUUCAGACAUCAGUUGUAG